Messenger RNA from Brassica rapa (field mustard), 2887 nucleotides. Its product is annotated as type I inositol polyphosphate 5-phosphatase 10. Gene Ontology annotation, biological process: phosphatidylinositol dephosphorylation. NCBI's taxonomy places the organism in Eukaryota, Viridiplantae, Streptophyta, Magnoliopsida, Brassicales, Brassicaceae. The record is from RefSeq and is a predicted model, not a curated record. Gene Ontology annotation, molecular function: phosphatidylinositol-3,4,5-trisphosphate 5-phosphatase activity; phosphatidylinositol-4,5-bisphosphate 5-phosphatase activity; inositol-polyphosphate 5-phosphatase activity.
GCUAUAUGUCUUUAAAACCGUAGCAGAAGCUGAACCAGCUAAUUAUGGAUCACGGUUCAAUAUGGUUCGACCGGAUCAAAUCUGGUUCAACAACUUGGCUUAAUAUUUUUUAAAAUAUUAAAAUUUAAAAGUAAAAUUAGUAAAUAUGAUACAUAAUUAUAAUAUAAAUAGAUAUCAAAUGUAAAACAUUAUAUAUAUAAACUAUUUUUCCAUUCAAAUGGUUAGUUUAUAUAUUUUUAAUAGUUUUUAUAAAGUUCAAUAACUUUAAAAUGCAAUCCUACUAAUUGUCGAACCAACUAUUAGAUUCAACCCGGUUGGAUGACCGGUUCAUGGUCGAAUUUGGUCUAGCUAUCGGGUCGUUGCGGUUUUAAAAACAGAAUGUCAAUGAAAUCAUUUAAAAGAUCCCAAUUGAUUUUGUUUAAUCCAUUAAACGCAUCUUACCUGUCUUACGGUGUAAAUAAUAGAUAUGAUAAUUAACGUCAUCUUCAAAGAAUAUCACACCAACUUGAGGUUUGAUCGUGCAGAAUAAACAGCUAAUGCCUAAACGUCAUUACUCCAAUUUAAUCAUAUCUAAUCUGCCAACUAGUUUCUUUACUUGUCUCGAUAAAAAAACCAAGCCAAUUGAUUGGAGAGCUCAAAGCUCUCGAUAUAUACAAUUUAUACAUUCAUACUGCACUAAAAACGUUACUUUCUAAUUGAAAUAAUCAAAGUUCGGUCAAAGAGGUUUGGUUAUACACAAAAAGUUCGGUCAAAGGACGCAUCACAAGGACUCAUAUAAAAUGCAAUCUAAGUCUAUACACCAUCCAAGAGAAGAAAAAGGCAAAGAAACAGGGAGGGGCAUAUAAGUAUCAAAGAAAGGGAACAUUGUUCUUGAUUUCGGACUUUUUAGAAUAUAUUCUUUCAAAUACUAUUUUUAAAUUCUUUCUUAUCUUUGCUUCUUAAACUGAUAAAGACCUCUUCUUUUAAUAAAAAAAAUAUUAGGAAAAAUAAAUUAAAAUAAUGAUAAGUAAAGCCUCCUUUACAGUUGAACUCUUCUUCAGCUAUAGUUUCUUUUUAAUUCUUUUGUGUUUGAUCAGAGACCAAACCUGAAGAAGAAAGCCCCAAAGAAAAAUACCCUUUAAAUCCUUUCAGAAUAAACAUGUCGGAUCCACUUUACAUAUUUAAUAAGAAGUCUCAAUCCGAAAUAGUAGUUGAAUCUCUGUUAUCUUCAAGCAAUCUCAGAUCUUCAAUGCCCACUCAACAACUCCAGUCCUUAAGAGUCUUUGUGGCAACAUGGAACGUGGGAGGGAAGUCUCCACACUCUGGUCUUGAUCUUGAUGAUUUGCUUCACGUCCACAGCGAGUUUGAUAUAUACGUUUUAGGUUUUCAGGAGAUUGUUCCAUUGAAUGCUGGAAAUGUCCUUGUCCUUGGAGACAACGAGCCUGCUGCUAAAUGGUUAGCUAUGAUCAACCAGUCCUUGAACAAAUCAUCAGCAUCGUCAUCAUCAUCAUCCUCUGGUGGAAGACUUGGUCCUAAAACCCCAUCUUUUGGCGCUGGAUCGAUGUUCUUUGCCAAACCUUCUUUGAAGAAGAUCAGUGAGAGUUUCAGAACGGAUUGCAGGAGGAAGCUGAAGAUAUGUAACUGCAGCUCCUUCUCUGAAGAGAUUGUGAAAAAGUACGGGAGAGAAUCUUGUUUCAGGUGUCCAGAAUCUCUUGUUAACCAAACUGAUUUACUUUGUGAUGACGACGAGGAAGAGGAUGAUGAUGAGGAUGAUGAGGAUGAUGAUGAAGAUGAGGAAGGUGGAGGAAAGGUUGCUUCUGUUGUAAGCAACCAGAUGAUGAUGAAGUAUGGUCUAGUGGCAUCAAAGCAAAUGGUGGGAAUAUUCCUCACUGUGUGGAUGAGAAAGGAGCUUAUUCAACAUGUUACUCAUCUCAGAAUCUCUUGUGUCACCCGUGGAAUCAUGGGUUGCUUAGGAAACAAGGGAUGCAUAGCUGUGAGUUUGCAGCUCUACAAGACGAGCUUCUGCUUCAUUUGUAGUCAUCUAGCUUCCGGUGAGAGAGAAGGAGAUGAACGCCGCAGAAACUCAGAUGUUAUUGAGAUUCUCAAGAACACAACUUUCCCUAGAAUCUGCAGAACGUCUUUCACCCGUGUCCCCAAUAGAAUCACUAAGCAUGAUCGGGUCAUCUGGCUUGGAGAUUUGAAUUAUAGAAUAGCUUUAAGUUACACAGAAACAAAGACACUCUUGGAUAAAAACGCGUGGGACACUCUUCUUAACAAAGAUCAGCUCAAGAUUGAAAGAGACGCAGGAAGAGUGUUUAAAGGAUGGCACGAAGGCAAAAUCUUCUUUGCACCAACUUAUAAGUACUCUUAUAACUCAGAUGCUUACGCAGGAGACACUACCAAAGAGAAGAAGAACAAGAGAAGAACUCCCGCCUGGUGCGACAGGAUUCUUUGGCACGGUGAUGGAAUUCGGCAGCUCUCGUACGUCCGCGGCGAGUCGCGAUUCUCCGAUCACCGGCCGGUAUGCUCCGUGUUUGUCGUCAACGUUGAGGUUUGCGAGGGUAGAACCGGAGCUAGGAGACAAUAGUUUACAUCAACUGUUGACAUCUUGCAGUAGAUAUAAAUGUAAGCCACACUGUUUUAAUGUUAUUAUGAUGUUGUAACUAGCGAGAACCUUUGGAGUUGGUAGAGUAUUACAAUGUGUUGUGAGAAACGUCAUUCCAGCUAAUGUUGGUCUGUCUUGUCGAUUAAGAAUUCUACAAAAACAGGUUGAAGAUCGGUCUUGAACUGAUGUUAUAUAUGUAGGCUAAAAUUGUCUCAGACAUAUGAAUCAACUAGCAAAAGGUGUAACUUAGAUAAAGAAGAUCACAUAUCACCACCUAUAACCUAGUUUAUGUGAAUGUUGUAA